AUGUCCGUGGAGAAAAUGGACGCCACGGGGACCUCGACGCCAGUCGUGGACGAAGAGAAAUUAUCGAUGCAGGCCGAUCAACGCCCUACUAACCCCUCCUUUGCGGAGCUGGGGACGGUAGAGGCACUUGGAAACAGUGGCCCGAAAACAUCGUGGCAGAAGUUCGUGAACUGGAUGGAGACUCGGGCCGACCUGGAAGCUCGCGGUAUCGAACGCGUGCCAGAGUCUAGUCGCCAACGCAAGGCUUCGGUGAGAGACCUCUUCCAAAUCGGCAUCGUCUGGUUCUCGGCCAACUGCACUGCCAACAACAUGACCGUCGGAGUUCUCGGUCCAAUCGAGUUCCACCUAGGCUUGAAGGACGCCAUGCUUAUCUGCGCAUUUGGAAACAUAUUUGGCGCCAUGUGCACGGCAUACAUUGGUACAUUUGGACCCAUGUCUGGUAAUCGAACUCUGGUGAACGCACGAUACACGAUGGGAUGGUACCCGUCCCGUCUGGCCGCUCUGUUCAACGUCGUUGUGCAAAUCGGAUGGGGUUUGGUUGAUUGUCUCGUUGCUGGCUUGAUCCUAUCCGCUGUCAAUGGCGGAGGCAUGACCGUCAUUGUGGGAGUUAUCAUUGCAGCAUUGGGUACCUGGCUCAUCAUCACGUUCGGCAUCAAAUGGUUUCAUAUCUAUGAAAGAUAUGCCUGGCUUCCCCAAAUAUGUGUCUUAUUCAUCAUGGUAGGCACAGCCGGACCGCUCUUCGAUACCAGCUCAACCAGCUCUGGCGAAGGCGCUGUCCUCGCCGGCCACCGAUUGACAUACUUCUUCCUCAGUGCCUCCGGGGCUCUCGGCUGGUCCGCCUGCGCCUGUGAUUUCUUCGUCUAUUUCUCCCCGAAGACUUCACGCUUGCAAAUCUUUUUGUGGACGACCGUGGGCCUCGGUCUAGGCAAGAUGUUCCCCGAACUCAUCGGCAUCGGUUUGGGAAGCGGUCUCACCAAGAAUCCUGCAUGGAAAGCCGCCUUCGCGACGUCCGCGGGGGCCCUGUACGUGGAGGGCCUCGCGCCACUGCAACAAUUUGGCAAAUUCUGCGCCGUCCUCCUCGCCCUGGGCAUCAUCGCCAACAACGUCGCCGGAAUAUAUGCGGGCGCUCUGUCUUUCCAGCUGCUCGACCCGCGAUUCGCCCGCAUUCCCCGUGUCUUCUGGUGCACCGUCGCGACCAUCAUUUUCACUGUGACCGCGAUCGCGGGCCGCGCCCACUUGCUGCAGAUCUUCAUUAACUUCCUCUCGCUGAUCGGCUACUGGACUAUCAUCUGGAUCACCAUGACGCUGGAAGAAGAAUUCAUUUUCCGCAGAAAACGUGGCUGGUACGACUGGAGUGCGUGGAACACGCGCGAACUUCUCCCCAUCGGACUCGCGGCCUUCACGACGUUCGUGAUCGGAUGGGUGGGUGCCAUCAUGUGCAUGGACCAAGACUACUACACGGGCCCGAUUGCCUCUCUGAUUGGUGACGGUGCGGAUAUCGGCCUCGCUGUCGCUGCAUCUUGGACAGCUGGCAUCUAUCCCGGUCUGAGAUACCUGGAAUUGAAGUAUAUCGGACGAUAG
Fonsecaea erecta is the source of this 1581-nucleotide messenger RNA. RefSeq lists its product as hypothetical. Gene Ontology annotation, cellular component: fungal-type vacuole membrane; plasma membrane. Gene Ontology annotation, biological process: transmembrane transport. Bases 1 to 1581 code for a protein of 526 amino acids. The record is from RefSeq and is a predicted model, not a curated record. The transcript has 5 exons. NCBI's taxonomy places the organism in Eukaryota, Fungi, Ascomycota, Eurotiomycetes, Chaetothyriales, Herpotrichiellaceae. Gene Ontology annotation, molecular function: transmembrane transporter activity.